This is a messenger RNA of Lotus japonicus, 1761 nucleotides long. RefSeq lists its product as uncharacterized. Bases 1 to 1761 code for a protein of 586 amino acids. Lineage: Eukaryota; Viridiplantae; Streptophyta; Magnoliopsida; Fabales; Fabaceae. The transcript has a single exon. The record is from RefSeq and is a predicted model, not a curated record.
AUGUCUACAGGCAAGAAAGAAUCUGUGAAGGGAAAGAUAGAGAGAACUGCUGGUGGUGCUAGGGUUAUGGGUUUGCACACAAGUUCUUCCGCUCAAUCCAAGAAGAACUCAACUCCAUCCAGGAAGCAUUACAAGUCUCGUGCAACCCCAAUACAAAACCCUGAAGCCCCUGUGUCUGAGGAUAUUUCAAACUCUUUUGUUUCUGCAAAUGAUGAAGACGAUGUCGCAACGUCUACACAUUCCUCAGAUGAGACAAUCUCUGAUCAGCCUGACAAGGAAGGUUCACUCUCAAAGGAUUCUUCCCCUUCAUCCAAGAAUCCUGAUUCCAAGGCUGAAGAUUCAAAGGAUGCUCUGUCAGUAGAGCCUAUGAAGACCCCUCCCAUUGUUCACGAUAUCUCUGAUGGUGAAGAUUCAGAGGGAGUACCCUUGGCGAGUGUUGCUGCCAGGAUACUUAAAAGAAGAAGGGCAUCUGUUGGAGAAACCCCUGUGAGCCAAAAGAAGAAAGCAAAGUCCAUUCCUGUCUCUUCAAAAUCAAAACUAGUGGAUGUGCAAAGCAAGGGAAAGCAAAAGGUUGCGGAGUCCUCUGGCAAGAAAGCAAAGAAGACUACUGUGAAGAAGAAGAAGGUUUCCAGGGUUGAACUGGAUUCAGAUUCGGAUGUUGAAGUCGAUGUCCUGGACAUCACGGCUUCUGAGAGAAAGAAGUUUUCUGGUAAGCGCAUUCCCCAGGAUAUUCCUUCAAUUCCACUUGAUAAUGUUUCUUUUCAUGCUGCUGAGAAUGCCAUCAAAUGGAAGUAUGUCUUCCAGAGACGUAUUGCUAAGGAAAGGGAAAUUGGGUCUGAUGUUUUGGAAUGCAAGGAGAUUGUUGCUCUUAUCACAAGAGCUGGUUUGAGGAAGACUGUUAUGGAGAUAGGCAAGUGUUAUGAUAGGCUAGUGAAGGAGUUCCUAGUCAAUUUGUCUGAUGAUGUUGGCAAUCCUGCCAGUCCUGAAUUUAGAAAAGUCUAUGUGAGGGGUCAGUGUGUGAAUUUCUUUCUUGCAAUCAUAAAUAAAGCACUCGAGAGGAGUGUGGUUGAAUUUGUUGAAGAAGAACUCUCUCUGGACACCGUUGCUGAAGAAUUGACUGGAGGAAAGGUGACGAAAUGGCCUGCCAAGAAGCUUCUCUCUACUGGAUAUUUGACUGUGAAGUAUGCAAUUUUGAAUAGGAUUGGAGUGGUGAAUUGGAUUCCCUCUAAUCAUACCUCUGCAGUCUCUGCUAUGCUGGCCAAGUUGAUCUACCGUAUAGGAACUGAGACUCACUUUGAUUUUGGCUCUUUUGUGUUUACUCAAACCUUGAAGCAUGCUGAGACUUGUGCAGUGAAGCUUCCUGUCUCUUUUCCUUCACUUCUGACUGCUAUCAUCCUGAAACAACAUCCUCAUAUUCUUGGUGUGAAUGAUGUGCCCUGUCCCAGAGGAAAUCCUAUUACCUUGGAGCAUCACUUAUUCUUGGAACCUCAUGUCCUGGACAUUGAUCUGCCAUCUAAUAGGACAUCUGUGCCUGCUUCUAUGUCAGCUUCUGGAACAAAGAGUGUUCUUUCUGAAUUGGAAGAUAUUUCUAAGGAGUUGCAAGAAACCAUCAGGGUUGUUGCUGCAAGAAAGCUUAAGGUGGAUGCGUUGAUUCAAAGCCUCAAGGAGGAAGCUGGUCAAGAGGGUGAGCCUGCAGCUGCUGUUGAGAAAGAAGGAUCUGCAGACAAUGAAGAGGAGCACUCUUCUUCUUUUGAUGUUUAG